AGAAGGAGAAGGAGGAGGAAGAGGAGGAGAAGGAGGAGGAGGGUGAAUGAUCUGAGCUCUGAGCUGGAGGCUUGUUCAGCCAUGUUAGUUUUCUCUGCUGUUCACCACGAACGAUGAGAGAGAGGAGCCAUGGCCUUGUCACUGAGCGGAGACGAUGAGGAAUAUGAGUCAGAGUCAGAGCAGCAGCGGGCGGCCAACAGGCCGAAGCCCAAGGUGGGGACGUCGUCAGCCGUCAAGCUGCCGUCCAACCGCAGCUCGUCCGGAGCCAGGCGCAGGAGGACGCGAUGCCGAAAGUGCGAAGCGUGCCUCCGGACGGAGUGUGGAGAGUGUCACUUCUGCAAGGACAUGAAGAAGUUUGGGGGGCCGGGGCGCAUGAAGCAGUCUUGCAUCAUGAGACAGUGCAUUGCGCCGGUUCUUCCUCACACGGCGGUGUGCGUGGUGUGCAAAGAAGCGGGGAAAGAGGACACACUGGAGGAAGAGGAGGAAAAGUUCAACUUCAUGCUCAUGGAGUGCUCCAUCUGCAACGAGAUUGUGCAUCCCAACUGUCUCAAGGUGAGCGACGCCUCGGGAGUGGUGAACGAUGAACUCCCCAACUGCUGGGAAUGUCCUAAAUGCAACCACGCUGGGAAAAGUGGAAAAGCAUUGAAGCAAAAAAGGGGUCCAGGGUUCAAGUACGCCUCCAACCUCCCGGGCUCUCUGCUGAGGGAGCAGAAGUCUGUGAAGGAGGAGGGAGACGUUUCUGCUGCUGCAGCCAAGAGGAGACCGGACAGAGAGGAGACGCCGAGGUACAGACCCGAGGAGUCCCUCCACCGACAGCCGCCGCUGCUCUCCCCCAGCAACCUGCCCCCCCGGCCCAGGCCUGAGGACAAGCUGAGGAAGAAGAGGAAGCUGUUUGAUGAUGAUGAGGAAGAGGAUCUCGGUUUGAGGAAGAAGGAAAAGUCAGAUGAUCCUUAUUUUUCCAAACUUCUACAUCAAAUCAAGACAGAAGAGGAGGACGAAGACGCGUAUGACGAGGAGGAUGACGAAGGAAGGGAGCCUCUCUUCCGGGGCAGCGUAGAGAGGAAAGGGCGUUUCGGAGACGCAGAAGAAGAAGGGGAGGAAAAGGACUCUAAGAAUGCACAUUUGAAUCCCUGCAUCAAAACGCCCGUCGGCGACAGCGAUCAGUCUCACUGCAGCUCUCCGCAGGCCGGCCCCAGCAGCGAGGGCGGAAGCGAGACCCAGGAAAAGGGGCCGCGUCCGAAAGCUCGCCGCAAGCGCCGUUUACCUAACAGGGAGCUGAGCCGAGAGCUGAGCAAAGCGCUGAACCAGGAAAUCCAGAAGACUGAGGACUGCCUGGCCAACGAGAACCGCCAACCCCUCAAGGUGGAGCCGGAGACGGAAAACGAGGAACCCAAGAGGUUGUUCCGCAACGGCAACGAACUCGGGGACCAGAGGCCCCACCUCAAGACCAGAGAGAUGAACGGGACGCCCUGGGAGCUGCGCCACUUCUACCCGAGCCAGAUCACUCCGCUGGGCUUCAACAGGAGCACCCCGACCAACCGGCCGGUGCCCCCACACUCCCCGCCCAAGUGCGUCCAAAUGGAGCGGCACGUCAUCCGGCCCCCUCCGAUAAGCCCGCCCCCCGACAGACUGCCGCUAAAAGACGGCAAAACGCACGUCAUACAGCGCGAGGUGUGGAUGAAGAUCUUUGGCUAUCUCACACACCAGGAGCUGUGUGUCUGCAUGAGAGUCUGCAAGACGUGGAACAGAUGGUGUUGUGAUAAGAGACUUUGGACAAAGAUCGAUCUGAACCGCUGCACCUCCAUCACUCCACUCAUGCUAAGUGGGAUUAUCCGCCGGCAGCCACUUUCCCUGGACCUCAGUUGGACCAACAUUUCCAAGAAACAAUUAAGCUGGCUUAUUAAUAGAUUGCCAGGUCUGCGAGUGUUAAGGCUAUCGGGGUGUUCUUGGGCUGCCGUAUCGGCGCUCUGCACCUCCAGCUGCCCUCUGCUGCGCACCUUGGAUGUCCAGUGGGUGGAGGGACUCAAAGACGCACAGAUGAGGGACCUCCUCUCGCCCCCCACAGACAACAGACCAGGUCAGCUGGACAACCGCUGCAAGCUACGAAACGUGGAGGACCUGCGGCUGGCAGGGCUCGACAUCACCGACACGUCUUUGCGUCUCAUCAGUCGUCAGAUGCCCUCUCUGUCCACGCUGGACCUGAGCUACUGCAACCACAUCAACGACCAGUCGGUCAACCUGCUGACAGCAGCAGGGACCACGACCAGAGACUCCCUCACAGACAUCAACCUGUCAGUUUGUAACCGGGUCACGGACCAUUCCCUAAACUUUUUCAAGCGCUGCGGAAGCAUCUGUCAGAUCGACCUUCGCUUCUGCAAGCAGGUGACCAAAACGGCCUGCGAAAGGUUCAUCGCAGAGAUGUCUGUAAGCGUACCGUUCAGACUGAAAGAGGACAAACUGCUGCAGAAGACCAGCUAGCUCCUAAACGGGACAUAAAACGAUUGAAAGACUGUCUUUGCACUUAUUGGAACAAGUUUUUUUUUUCUUUUUGAAACUGGUCUCUGAAUCAAUGUCACAGUGAACGAACUGAAACGAGAGACGGAUUUCCUGGACUGAGGUGACAAACACUCACUGGACAGACAAAGAGAAAAACAGCAUGCAUGUAUUUGUGUUGCGAUUGUACUUUUAUAAAGACGUGCUUGUAUUUGACUGUUGGGUUGUUUAUUUUUAUUCUUUAAAUAUUUGAAAACACAGUAUUUUUAUACAAGCAUAACUUCAUGUGUUUACAGUGUCUCAGGAGCUAAAUAUCACAGAGAGACUGCAUGGCAUGUGAACCGUCCCCUUCCUCCGUUUGCCUUCAUACAACAAUGUCGUCUAUGUGCCAACAUCUGUAUUUGACAUUAAUGUAACUUCAGUAUCAGAUAAAAAAAAAAUAACCUGUACAGAAAGACUAAAUUAUCAUAACUACUUCCCAAAUAUUUAGAAUGUAUUUCAAGAAUGAUAAAAACAGAUUUCAUAUUCCUGUUACACCCUCAUGUCUUCACUUUCCUUAAUACUUUUAUAAAUUGUUGAGUGUUGUGUUUGACGGGCUUUUCUCCAACAUUUCAACAUUAAUUUAUUGAUUUUUUUUUUUAUUACAGUUUUUGUAUUUAUUCAUUUAUUCAGUAACUUGACAUGGAUGUCUCAGAGCUGGGUCAAAUAAUGCUUUCAAAUAAUUUAUCGGGGUGGUUUUGAGCCUGUUGCAGCGUCCAGUCGGUGGAGUUUAACCCCCUAACAGUCAGUUACCUGACACUGGCUUUCUAUGAUGCAGUCAACCCCACACAUCUGGUUCUCCAUACAGGUUUAAGAAAGACUUUUGCAAAUACUGUAACUCAUUUGCAUUACGUUUGAAUAAUAACUCCAUACAGUAGGUGUUGUGUGUAUUUCAGGGUGUGUUGUGCUGGUCAGGUGAAUGUGAUAAUGUUUAUAUUUGUAAAUCCAAAAAUUAAGUGCUAAUAUGCAUUAAAAGAAUUUCAUUUGUACCAUCA
Messenger RNA from Sebastes umbrosus (honeycomb rockfish), 3527 nucleotides. RefSeq names its product lysine (K)-specific demethylase 2Ba (gene kdm2ba). The transcript is spliced from 10 exons. NCBI's taxonomy places the organism in Eukaryota, Metazoa, Chordata, Actinopteri, Perciformes, Sebastidae. The record is from RefSeq and is a predicted model, not a curated record. Gene Ontology annotation, molecular function: zinc ion binding; histone demethylase activity; protein binding. Bases 130 to 2478 code for a protein of 782 amino acids. Gene Ontology annotation, biological process: protein demethylation; regulation of transcription by RNA polymerase II.